Messenger RNA from Gossypium arboreum, 1792 nucleotides. RefSeq lists its product as uncharacterized. Gene Ontology annotation, cellular component: cytoplasm. The transcript is spliced from 10 exons. The record is from RefSeq and is a predicted model, not a curated record. NCBI's taxonomy places the organism in Eukaryota, Viridiplantae, Streptophyta, Magnoliopsida, Malvales, Malvaceae. Bases 140 to 1495 code for a protein of 451 amino acids.
AGCUAUUAAGAAAUAUAUAAAACCCAAAUAAAACCUCCACAGUCCACGUACGAAGAUAAGCCUCCUUUCUUGCUCCUCCAUUUCAUUCCCCUGCCCCCAAGCCGGAAUCCCAGCAAUCACCAACUCGAAUACAAAAAAGAUGGCGACGCUAUCAAUGGACAUCGCCACAACGUUCAUCAACUUCACCACUCGUUGUCGCCGCCGCUCCGGAAUAAAAACCGCGGUUCUCCCUCUUUUCUUCAAAUCCUCCACCAUCAAUUCCCGCUCCCUUUCUUCCAAACCGUUGCCUUCUUCAUCUCUCACCGUUUUAUCCACCUCCAAUUUCUCCAAAGUUCACCGCUGCCGCCGGUUCUCCGUAGCUGCCACCGCCACUACUACUCCACAGAGCGAGGAUUCUGACGUUUCCACUAAAAUUCCUCCUGAUACUCGCAUUCCCGCCACCAUAAUCACCGGCUUUUUGGGCUCUGGCAAGACAACAUUACUCAAUCACAUCUUGACUGCAGAUCACGGGAAGCGUAUAGCAGUGAUAGAGAAUGAGUAUGGUGAAGUAGACAUCGAUGGCUCUCUUGUUGCUGCUAAAGCUGCUGGGGCUGAGGACAUAGUCAUGCUUAACAAUGGCUGUCUCUGCUGUACUGUAAGGGGUGAUCUUGUGAGGAUGAUUGCAGAGCUAGUCAGUAAGAAGAAAGGGAAAUUUGACCACAUUGUAAUUGAGACUACAGGGUUGGCAAAUCCUGCACCAAUAAUUCAGACAUUUUAUGCUGAGGAUCAGGUUUUCAAUGAUGUCAAGUUAGAUGGUGUUGUUACUCUAGUUGAUGCAAAGCAUGCUGGCUUUCAUUUGGAUGAGGUCAAACCAAAGGGAGUGGUCAAUGAGGCAGUAGAGCAAAUUGCUUAUGCUGACCGCAUAAUUGUAAACAAGACUGAUCUUGUUGGUGAGCCAGAAAUUACGUCCCUGGUUAAGCGGAUAAGGAACAUGAAUGGUAUGGCUCAUCUCAAGCGCACAGAGUUUGGAAAAGUUGACUUGGAGUAUGUUCUUGGGAUAGGAGGCUUUGAUUUGGAGAGGAUUGAGAGUUCUGUCAAUGAUGGUGCUAAAGAAGAUCAUGCUCACCAUCAUGAUCAUGAUCAUGACCGUGAUCAUCACCAUCAUCAUCAUCAUGAACAUGAGCAUAAACAUGACCAUCAUCAUGAUCAUACUCAUGACCCAGGAGUUUCCUCUGUCAGCAUAGUUUGUGAAGGGAGCUUAGAUCUAGAGAAGGCUAACAUAUGGCUUGGUACAUUGUUGUUGGAACGCAGCGAGGACAUUUACCGGAUGAAAGGUCUUCUUUCUGUUCAGGGUAUGGAUGAGAGGUUCGUCUUUCAGGGAGUUCAUGACAUAUUUCAAGGAUCACCAGACCGGUUAUGGGGAGCAGAUGAACCGAGAAUAAACAAGAUUGUAUUCAUCGGCAAGAACUUGAAUGCAGAGGAAUUGGAGAAGGGUUUUAAAGCUUGUUUACUAUGAUAACAUUGACUGAAUAGGACCAGACCAUUGCAUUUUGACUUGAUAGAAUAUGAAAUUGCCCCUCUUUUGCCUUUAUGCUUGCAAGGGGAAAAAGGGCCGAGGUGGUUGCCGGGCUUGAUUUAUCAUGUAAACAGUGGUGUUAUUAUUAUUAUUAUGUUAGCUGUUAAAAGAAUCUAUAGAAAUGUUUAAAACACAAAAAAUGGUUCAACUGUACAAGUUACAUGUAUUUUAGGUUGACUUAAUAUUAAGAGUCCAGCCAUACAAAUUCAAUAAGAAUAAUUAUAAAAUUAAAUAAAA